AUGAAAGCCUAUACUUUUAUUGAAACUCCCAUAAUAGAUGAUAACGACAAAAUAAUAAGGAAUUUAUGCAAUAAUUUUUUCAAGUUUUAUGUUAACCCAACACUAGCUUCAACUACCAAUCAAAUUAUCUCACAUUUAGUUCUUAAUAAUGUUACCGGGAACGAAUUAGAAGAAUCAAUAGUUAACUCCUUUUCAAAUAUCGGACCAGUGGAAGAAAAUUUUCAAACUACUAAUAAAAACGGUGAAAAAGAAAAAGAAUGUAUUUCAAAUUCAAUUACAAAAUUGAAAAACAAUAGGGUUAUAUGGAAUAUCUGCUUAAUAUUGGUUCAGUCCUCAUUUUUAAAUAAACAGAUCUUGUCCUUUAAAUAUCAUAGUUUAAAAUCUUCCCUAUUUAAUCUGAUAUUUGUCCCAGAAACCGCACUACCUGAUAAAGAUAUUACUAUAUUAAAAAAUCUCUAUAUCGAACUUUUAUCAUCAUAUUGUGAACCCAAAAAUUUGAUCACAUUGUAUGAACACUACAAUACCACGGGCAACCCACUGACAAUUGAUAUUUUAAAUGCUGUCACAUCAGCAGCAUCCAUUUCCUCUUCUUCAUUUUUGGAUUUUGAAAAAUACACUUUCCCAAUAAUGAGAGCAACAAAAAAAUUAAAGUCCUUUACAUUGAAUAUUUGUUUGGAAUUUAACUCCACCACUUCUAAUAGAUUUUUUUGUUUUGGUAACAAGUUAUUUUUAGAAUUAAGAGAUUCUAUUAUAUACUUGACCAAUAAUGAUGAAGUGAUCUCUGAUUUUUCUGAUUUCGAUAUUGAAUUGGGUAAAAAAUACAAUAUUACCAUUAUAAGUAAUUUGGAAUUGGGGUAUAUACGAUUUUUUUACGAAGGUGAUUUUAUUCAAGAAAUAUCCAGUCCCAUAGUGGUCAAUGAUCCGAUCACUUUUGAAUUCAAAUUAGGCUCUGAAUUAUCUUCAUUUAAAUGCUACCGAUGCGAUAUUUGGGAUAUUUGUUUAAAUGACGCUUUCAUCAAAAUUAUUUCCAAACUAUCUCUGUCAAACUAUAUCGAUUUUACUCACUUGCAACAUUCGUCUUUUAUCUUUGAGGAAUUCAACACCGAUAUGACCAAUUUUAAGGACACGAUCAUGAAUUCAAAUAUUGUUUCCUUUCACCCCAUGGGAAUAUUCAGAGACACCAAAGAAAUUAAAUUGGAUUAUAAUUCAUUUACUGUUGAUAGGGUGACUGAUUCGUGUUUUGGAAAACUAUAUUUUAACGAUACAAGCGCUAUGUUAAAAUCACUAUGCGCCAUUAAUUUCGCCGGCUCAAUCUUCGGUUAUUUGAAGAAGCAAGAAGAUCCCCGUGUGUUUACUCAAAUGCUACUCCAUCUUACCAACUUAUUGGAAUCCCCCAUUUUGUACAAUAUAUUUAUUGAACAUAAUGGCCAAAUUUUAUUGAAUGGGAUUUUAUUGGAGCAUGGAGUUUCACACUCGACCCUUGAUUCUAUAGCUAUCUUCAACAACUUUUUAGGAUUUUGCGGUUGGAAUUCGGAGACAGAUGUUAUUAUUACACAUAAAAGUUUUUAUGAGCAUAUUAUACUUGAUAUGAGUUUAUGGAUUGAUGCCGAAACUGAAUUGACAAGAUUUUAUUUUUACCAUCUAAAUGAAUUAUUAACGAGUAAAUAUUCGUCUUACAACUACAAUCUUUUAAAAGAAACUAGACUACUUGAAUAUUUAUUGCAUUAUAUUGCUGACAUAAAUAACGUUCAGAAUUAUGAAGCCAUUAUUGAACAAUUAUUUAUUAAUUUAGUUAAACUAGAUAACAAAAAUUACAAAACCAUAAAGUCGCUAGUACAAUAUUGCUACUAUAUGAUCAAGUUCGAACAAGAAAAUACCCAAAAAACUACCACAAUCAUUAUUUCAUCCAUUGAUAUAUUAUUUUCGGAGGCCAUAGACUCAAUAGACGGUAAGCUAUUGCGGAUGAUAGAAAAAUCGUUGAAUUUGAAAAUGUUAUUUAUGCUAUUAAAUAGAGCUGUUUUAAAGGAUAGUAAUAACAUAGGUGAGCUUCCCUUGGCUAUUAUGAGUAUACUUUUGAAGUACUUACAAAUAAGCGAACGCGGUAGUUUAAAUUUUAAAAAUGGAGAUGGUCGUAUCAUUUUACUGAAUAUUUUGAAAAACUUUAAUAAAGAUUAUGUUUCAGAAUUAGCGAAAUUGAUAUUUUCAUAUGCAUUCAGAAAAAAUUGUGAUGUUUCCAAUUUACCUAGUGGUUUUGGCAAGUGCACCUUUUCUGGUGAAUUUAACGAACUGCAACAUUUACUUUUGGAGCUUUUCUUGUGGAUACUUCACAAGUACAAUAGCGAAUGCAUUGAUCUUUUUAAUGAUUACGUGUUGGCCAUAUUAGAACAAUAUGGAAAAUCUCGUGAAUAUAGGAUUUUUCUAGAAUCAAACGACAUUUUCUUACCUGUCUAUUUGGUUCAAAUAAUAAUUAAAAUUGAUGGGGAAGAGCGUCUUUCAGAUCAAAAUACCAAAUGUAUUGACAAUGUUAAGUUACUUUUAUCAAAUAUAUUUUUGAAUAAUUGUUCUUUAAUGAUAGAAAAUGCUUUUAAAACCUUUUUCAAGACGAUUAUAGAUUACAAAGAGAAUAUUCAUUUACAGAGACACGACUCAUAUUUAAAGGCUGCUAUAAUGUACUAUGUUUUCCCCAGUAUAGUUGAUAGAUUGGUCCAAUUCCAACACACCAUCCCAGCUUUGUACAUGGAGAAUCCAGCUAUUAUCUUCAAUGUUUCUAUUUUAUUAGGUUACUUUGUUGAGACAUUACCAGUUUUCCAAUGGCCUUUAUGUUUAUAUAUGAAAUCAUUGAGACUCGUGUUUAUUUGUUUGGAAAUGUUAAAGAAUAAGUACGGAGACCUUUACAGAAAGAAAAAAGAAACUAUAGAGUUGGCCCAAUAUUGUUCUGCCUUUUUUACUUGCAUAUUAUAUGUGGGGUACCCAUUUUCCAAUAAUAUAACAGAAUUCAAUUCAUUUUUCCAAGACUUGUUAUAUUAUCAGGAACUUUUAUUCGGCGGGAAGGAACCGUUAUUGGAAUCCUGUAUUAUUGUUUUCAUUUUAUGCUUUAUCAUAGUAUCUACAAAGGGCAUGGACAAAAAUAAUGAAACUAUGUAUGUUUGUUUAUUUUCCUGUUUUAGGACUAUAUUGGUUCACAGAGCAGAAUGUGUUCCUCAUUUACUUAAGCUAUUUGAACAAAACGGGGAGCGUCUGCCGGAAACUUUGUUUACUUCGUCCUAUCAUAUGAACGAUGCCGAAAUGAAUACUUUAUUUCAACAAUACAAUCAUGUUUUUACGGAAUACUAUCGAAAUGUUUUCAGAAGAAAUUAUUUCCAAAAUACUUUUUUAUCUGUGUUGAGAAGUUCAAGUUUAAAUCCACCGGAGUUUUUACAAAAAUCCUUGAAAAACACGCAAGACUCAGUGUUUGUUCUGUUUAACAACAAUGCCAACGCAAUCUAUGAAUUGUUUAUAAAAGAUAGUAUACCGAUGGAUAAAUUUUUGUUAUCCAAUGAACACAAAAGACAGCUUAAUUUUGUGGAUGAUCUGCAUGAUGACGAAGUUUACAAGAAAAACUUAUUAGAAGAUAUUUUAUUCAACUUAGAAAUUUUGAAAAAGUAUAAUAAUGGGGGGACCUUAAAAAACAAUUUGGUUUCUUGGGGAGUUGAUAAUCUUUCAACUAUAAACAAAAUGAGACCCAAGCUAAAGCCAAGUCCGAAGCGUUUAAUAUUCCCAAAUGAUAAGUGGUCUACUUUAAAUUUGACGAUUUCACCGCAAAAAUCGCCUGUCAGUGUGCUAUCGGCACCUUUUAUUUUUAAAAAACAUUGUGAUGAGAAAAGAGGUAGUGACAUUUCCUUUGAAAUAAUUCAAGAUAUUAAUGCUAUGGAUUUAACUCAAGAAGAAAAUAACAACCAAAAUAGGAAAAUAUUAAAAAUGUUACUUCCUAAUGAAAAUAUCAAAUUCAUCUGGAAUAUCUGUUCCGUUUCUGGGCUAAAUAUAUCAGAGGGUAUUUUUCUACUCUGUGAUACCAAUUGCUAUUUUAUAAGCAAUUAUUAUUUUGAUGAAUAUGAAAGAAAAGUUAUAGAGCUUUCUGAAACAAGAGACUCUGAAAGGGAUUAUAACAUUCAAUUGAUUACAGGAGAUAGCAUAUGCCAGGAUGUAGAAGAAAGACAUGAUGUCUUAAUGUUUCCGUCAAAUACUGUUUCAUAUGUUGUGAAAAGACCAUUUUUGUUAAGAGAUCUUGCACUUGAAAUUAUUUUGGAAAGCAAGUUUUCCCAUUUUUUCACAUUUGGUUCGACCAGAUUAAGAGACAAAUUCUACAGUAAAUUAAGUAAAAUCCAAAACUCUGAUUUGAUAAUUGAUCCUUUAUAUAAGGAGGUAUUACACCGUAUCAAUAAGAGAAAUAGUCUAUUAAAUGCCAAAAAUGGGGUAACGAUUGGCUCAUAUUCAUUUAAGGUCACCAAACUUGUUCAGACGUUUAUUGAAAGCGGAGAUUUAUCUUUUAUUACACAGAGUUGGCAAAGAGGACAAAUUUCAAACUUUUAUUAUUUGAUGAUUGUUAAUUUCCUAGCAGGCAGAUCUUUCAACGAUCUAACACAGUACCCUGUUUUCCCCUGGAUCGUUAAGGACUAUGAAAGUGAGGAGUUAGAUUUAAAUGAUCCCAAAGUUUACAGGGACUUGUCAAAGCCGAUGGGCAUUCAAAGUGAGAGUCGUAAGGAACAGUUCCUGGAAAGAUAUGAAGCUUUAAAAUCUUUGCAUGAUGAAAAUACACCGCCUUUCCAUUACGGCACACAUUAUUCUUCAGCCAUGAUUGUUGCCUCGUAUUUGAUUAGAUUAGAACCUUUUACUGACUCUUACUUGUUGUUGCAAGGUGGGAAGUUUGGUCCCCCAGAUAGGUUAUUCAACUCGAUUGAAAGGGCUUGGAAACAGGCCUCGUCCGAAAAUACGACAGAUGUUAGAGAAUUAAUUCCGGAAUUCUUUUAUUUGCCGGAAUUUUUGCUUAAUAGUAAUAAUUACGAAUUUGGUAAGUUACAUGAUGGACAUGUUGUAGACAAUGUUAUCCUACCACCCUGGGCUAAGGGGGACCCUAAAAUAUUUAUUUCUAAAAAUAGAGAGGCUUUAGAAAGCCCGUAUGUUUCAAAACAUUUGCAUAAUUGGAUAGAUUUGAUUUUUGGAUAUAAGCAACGCGGUGAGCAAGCUGUUAGAGCGGUAAACGUGUUUAAUCAUUUAAGUUAUCCCGGUGCUAUAAAUAUAGACAAAGUUGAUAAUGUAAUGGAGAAAAGAUCUAUAACGGGUAUUAUCCAUAAUUUUGGACAAACUCCAUUGCAACUUUUUGAUGAACCUCACCCUGAAAAAUUUUCUACUGGUAUUUUUUCUGUUGAUUAUUGUUGGCACUAUUUGCCAGAAACCCCUAUUGUUUCUAAACAGAUCCAUGUACAUGGUCUUUCUGUUUCUGGUGUCAAAUACAUCGAAUAUGAGAAAAGCGGUAAUGAUAUAUAUUGGGUAGGGUUCCCAUUUUUAGCUUACAGGUUAAAUGCUACUUUACUUUUAAAGUUAGAAACACCAUACCAAUUGAGGAUCAACGACAACAUUUAUACGGUUACUGAUUAUGCUUCUGGAGAACUUACUGCUUUUUGUAAGCUUGAUUCCAAUUCUUUUGUUUUAGGUGACUCUAUGGGAAAUUUAUCUAUAUGGGAAUUUGUUGUUAAUAAGAUAAAUAAAUAUGAGCUAAUGAGGAAGGGGCAAAUAUUUGGACACUUUUCUGAGAUUAAAGAAAUUAAAGUUUCUGAUGAAUUUCAAAUUAUAGUGACUCUAGAUUCUGACGGGUUUGUUUUUGUAUGGAACUUAUCGGAUCGUAAAUAUAUUCGUUGUUUGGGUGGAAAUGUUAAAAAUUUUAGUAUUUCUAAUACCACGGGAAAUAUAUACAUAUUGUAUCGAGAUAAAACAGAUAUUUUCAAUUUAAAUGGUGAAUUAUAUCUAAGCGUUCCUAUACCACCAUCUACUCAUUAUACAAGUGUCAAUUUUAUGAAUUUUUAUGGAUGGGGGCUCGAUCAACUACAUUGCUAUUGGAAUAUAAAUGAUAUUAUUUUAUUGGGGACAAGUGAUGGUCAGAUUGAGAUUUAUGAGUUGAUGGUUGACCCUGCAAAAGGCUGGCGCUUGAAAUUAAUGAAAACUUUAUGUAUUCAAGAUAAGAGUAUAGAGAUAACCAGCGUUAGAGGAGAGGUGAGAAUAAUACCUACCAGUAACGUUGAGGAUGUUGUCAAAGCAGAUGUGGUAAAAGUCGAAGUUGUAGCUGGUGAUUCAAAUUCUUACUUGCAUGUUUGGAAGUAG
Messenger RNA from Saccharomycodes ludwigii, 6354 nucleotides. It is a transcript of the gene BPH1, whose product is annotated as Bph1p. Gene Ontology annotation, molecular function: protein binding. Lineage: Eukaryota; Fungi; Ascomycota; Saccharomycetes; Saccharomycodales; Saccharomycodaceae. The transcript has a single exon. Bases 1 to 6354 code for a protein of 2117 amino acids. The record is from RefSeq and is a predicted model, not a curated record.